Messenger RNA from Eucalyptus grandis, 1032 nucleotides. RefSeq names its product disease resistance protein RUN1-like. NCBI's taxonomy places the organism in Eukaryota, Viridiplantae, Streptophyta, Magnoliopsida, Myrtales, Myrtaceae. The transcript has 4 exons. Gene Ontology annotation, molecular function: ADP binding. The record is from RefSeq and is a predicted model, not a curated record. Gene Ontology annotation, biological process: defense response; signal transduction. The coding region runs from base 1 to 1032 and encodes 343 amino acids.
AUGGCAUACUCAGAGGCCGGAUCAAGUAGUGAUGCUGCACAAGUAUCAGGAGGUAAGUAUCAAGUGUCCCUGAAUUUCAGAGGACCCGACACCCGUUAUGGAUUCACAGAUUUCCUCUAUCACGGAUUGAUAAAUGUUGGAGUCCGCGUAUUCAUGGAUGAUGAGAAACUCAGCGUCCGCGAAGCGAUUGGUGGAGACCUUCUUCAUGCUAUCGACGACCCCAUAAUCUACAUACCCAUCUUCUCUCGGACUUAUGCUUCCAGUAUAUGGUGCCUCCGUGAGCUUAGGCAUAUAGUAGACAACGUGUCUAUGUCGAAGGAUGCUCUGCUGAAACACAAGGAGCUGUUUCCAGAUGAAGUAGAGAGGUGGAGAGCGGCUCUUGCAGAAGUAGGUGGAAUCAAGGGAUGGCACUGGGAUGGAAAUCAAAGCCCAGCAUUGAUAGUUGAAUCGAUUGUUGACAAGGUUUUAGUGAAGCUGGCAACAAGAAAAAAAGUAGUGACUGAACAUUUAGUUGGACUUGAUGAUCGGAUAAAAGAGUUGACAGAAUUAUUAGAUGUCGACCAUCCAAAUGUGCAGCUUAUUGGAAUUUAUGGAAUGGGUGGCAUCGGUAAAACAACUGUUGCCAAGGUUGUCUUCAAUACACUAUCUUCCCACUUUGGAAAUACUUGUUGCUUCCUUGAGAAUGUUCGAGAAUGCUCAUUGACCAAGGGCAUAGUCGAGCUACAAAAGAAUUUACUAUCUGACAUUGUUGGUAUUAAACCUAUGGAAAUUGUGAAUAAUUAUGAACAUGGAAUGAUGAUGAUCGAAGAAGUACUCAGUACUAAGAAGGUCCUUGUGAUUUUGGAUGAUGUUGCUGAAAAAUGGCACAUUGAGUACCUAAUAGGAAGACGUCCAUUAGCUCCAGGAUCCCGCAUAAUCAUUACAACGAGAGACCAAACUAUUAUGCCAGGGACUUCCCUCUCAAUGAUUAUCGUAAACUUUCAAAUGAAAUUGUCUCAACCACGGAACAACUUCCUUUGGCUAUUGAAGUGA